Messenger RNA from Carassius gibelio (silver crucian carp), 3840 nucleotides. RefSeq names its product carboxyl-terminal PDZ ligand of neuronal nitric oxide synthase protein. NCBI's taxonomy places the organism in Eukaryota, Metazoa, Chordata, Actinopteri, Cypriniformes, Cyprinidae. The transcript has 11 exons. The record is from RefSeq and is a predicted model, not a curated record. Gene Ontology annotation, molecular function: nitric-oxide synthase binding. Bases 413 to 2314 code for a protein of 633 amino acids.
UUUUCUACAUGAGAAUUGCAUCAGGGGUUGAAGAGAGCAACGCAAAUAAAAACCUGUCAUUGGGGAUUCAUAAUUCACCCAUAGCGCCUCUUUUAAUAAACUUCUUGCUGAGGCACUUGAACAACUUAAGUCGAAGCCAGACUUGUAUAAACGCAGCUGAUGUGUGCGGGCCGGCUGAGCUGAGAGAGGGGGAAAGAGGCGCCCAACCCAUUUCUUUUGUGCUGAAGCGCCUGUGAUUUCAUUCAGCUUUUCCCGGGCUGCUACUAUAAUGGGCUCCCUCGCUUUGAAUCGCUCUUGUAUCCGCGACUUGUCUUCUGUUGGUUAAACUAGAGCAAGCUUUUUAGUUGGCAGUAGUUUUGGAGCUCGGGAACUGGCUGAUGAAAUUUCUCGCCGAGCAUCUGGAAGGGUCCCAAUGAAAAUGCACGGGAGAAACAGGUACAACCUGGUGGACGAUGUGGCGGAUUCGCGAGUCCCGCUUCACAACGAGGAAGCGUAUCAACACGGAAUACACUUCCAAGCCAAGUAUGUUGGCAGCCUGGACGUCCCAAGACCCAACAGUCGAAUGGAGAUUGUCGCUGCUAUGAGAAGAAUCAGGUAUGAGUUCAAGGCAAAGAGCGUGAAGAAGAAGAAAGUGAGCAUAGUGGUUUCCGUAGACGGGGUCAAAGUGGUGCUGCGCAAAAAACCCAAGAGGAAGGAGUGGACGUGGGAUGAGAGCAAGAUGCUGGUUAUGCACGACCCCAUAUAUAGGAUCUUCUAUGUAUCCCAUGAUUCUCAGGAUCUGAAGAUUUUCAGCUACAUUGUUCGUGACGGAUCAAGUAACGCGUUCAGAUGCAAUGUAUUUAAGUCCAAAAAAAAGAGUCAGGCCAUGCGGAUAGUGCGGACGGUCGGUCAGGCGUUUGAGGUGUGCCAUAAGCUGAGUCUGCAGCACGCUGAGCAGAAUGCAGAUGAACAGCCAGACGGCCCUGCAGACGGCCAGAGCGAUCAGUCUGGAGAAGAGCCCAGCCCUGAAGCUCGUCAGCUGACAGGGAUGGAGCAUGGAAUAGAUGAUGUCACUGGAACGGAGAAACAUUCCACAAAGCUCAGUGAGCAAGCUAUGGAUGACGUUCUUCAGAGUCUGUCAGAGCUCAACGUGGUGAAGCCUGAACAAACCCUCCAGUCUUUACAAGACCUGGAGGGUGUCUCUCUCUAUACGCUAUCUCCCAGCAGCCCUUGCUCUCCUACUCUCACACCUUUGGCCACCCAACACCGCCUGCAGUUACUCCAACAACAGCUGCUACAGCAGCAGCAACAAACACAGAUCGCUGUUGCACAGGUGCAGCUCCUGAAGGAUCAGCUGGCCGCAGAGACCGCUGGCCGCAUGGAAGCGCAGGCCAGAACUCACCAGCUGCUGCUGCAGAACCGAGACUUACUGCAACAUACAGCGCUGCUGGUGAAACACCUCAGCCAACUGGAGGUCAGAGUCAGUGGAGCCACACAGAAGGAAGAAUCACCAUGGAGUAGUGUGCCCCCUCGUUCGCUCUCUCUCAACCUGAAGAACCUCUACACCCCUCACUCAGACCAGCCCAUCACCUCCACUCCAGCAGGACAGCCAGACAAUCCUCCUGUUUCCUCCCAUGCUGAGUCCUACCUCAAUCUGCUUAACCUGCGUGGUGCUCCCACCAUAACAGCCAAUGGGAAGCCAGCGAGUGCGACAAGUGAAGCGGGACUGGAUGCAGCAACAAGGGAAGUUGCUAAGUUAGAAACUCGGAAUUCAACAGCACUUGAUGAAAGGUAUAAACAAACCAUCCCUAAACUGGACCCUCCACCUCAGCCCCUGAACCGCAAGCGUUCAAACAGGACUCUCUCUCCGGGUGUCGAAGCAGAGUCAAGAUCUUCAGCUGUAGUCACACCUAUAAAUGGAAAAAUACUCACAAAUGUGAGCAGUAGCUCCUCGUUUCCUGACAUCACUCUAUGUUCCGUUUCACCUGGUGAUUUCUAUUCUCACACCAACGGUAACAGUCUGUCAUGUUCAGCCAGCGAGGAUUCUGGCGUGCGCUCGGAUGACAAAUCCCUUAUAUCCCCUCAAUCCAGAGACGACCCCUCUGAUGACCAGAGCUCUGCGUUCAUCUCCACUUCCAGUACCUGCAGCAGCUUACCUGAGGAUCAUCCAGCUGUGGAUGGAGUCACUCCACCGCAUUCUACCACACCGCUGGGAUAUGAGCAAACCAUCCCGUUCUCUUCUCCUGUCAAUGAUACCUGCCUUCAUAUAAGCCUAAGCGAAGAUGAGUUUCUAGAGGAGGGCAACUAUAAUGUCGCCACCCCAUGCAGGAGUUAGAAUCCUAAGCAAAAUAUGUGAAAUUCAGAAUAAUAACAACUCCAUGGUGUUGAACAAACAGAAUGAAGAAAGGUGGCAUAUUCGACAACUGAUCUGUGUAAUAUUAUCCACAAGCUUGCACUGAUUUUAUGCUGCAUCUUACUUUUUUGCUCCUUUUACCAUUUUUUCCACUCCUUGUUUUGGUCAAUGACUCUCCAAUUUUGUACCUUGCCCUCAAAUGAUUUUAUCUAUAAAAUUUCCUGAAAGAAUAUUUAGUAUGAUACAGAGUAGACUACUAUUGGCAGAUGGAUAGAGUGUAUUUUUUAGAUUGAAAUGAAUAGUUAUUUUUAGCAAUGAAUGAAGUGCAUUGGCUCCCACUAAGCUAAAUAGGAAUUGCUUCUGUCUAUUUUAGUUUUAUUAUUAUGUGUGCAAAUUGAUUUAUAUACUGUUUGAAUGUUAUUUGGAUGUUAAAGAGCAGUUAUGUAGCAAAGAAAUGCAAAAGUAUGUUAGCAGAAGGGACAUGACUGGUGAGACAUAGAAGAGAAACAUAGAAAUAUGAAGAAAUAUGAAAAACUUUCUUGCAGGAAUUCAAAUUGCGCACAUUUUGUUUCAUACAGUAAACUGUGUGACUGAAUAGCUAAGUACGGCAGUUUGAAUGGAUAGAUGACUGCAGACAAAUAACAGACUUGAUUAUGUCUAGACAUCUUGAAGGGCUGAACCUCUCUGAUUUUAAUGCUUCACCAAUCAAGGUUAAAUGAGAGAAGAUCAUUAUCACCUUUUCUAGGUGGAAAGGCUGCAACAACAAAAAAAAAACAGAGAGGGAAAGUAGAGGUGUUGCUUUAGCAAUACAUGCAGUAAUUUCCCCAUCCUUUUCUCAGUUAACUUGUGUCACCAUGUUGCCCUUAUGAUCCCUUCUUCAUAUAAACCACCAGAUUAUCUAUUUAGGAAUUUAAAGCAAGUUCAAGUGCAUCAGAUCAUUCCCAUGUGUCUAAGGCUGUUUAAAUCUCAAUGCUUUUUCUUUAUAUUGAAAAAGUAUCUCAUCUAAUUCAAACACAAAGACGUAUUAUAAAUAUAUACUGACUACGGAUCAUGGCCAGCUGCUUUAUUAUAAAUGGACUGGGACACUCAAGAUGUCAAUGACCAAAAACUGUGAAAUAGAAGUGUGCUAGUUGUAAAAAAAAAAAAAAAAAAAAAAUUAGUUUUCAUUAUUUCACAAUGAGACAUGCAUUUCACAGAGCCAUGGAUUUGUGUAUCACACAAAAGCAUAAUGUAUCAGGGUGAAUAAUAAUGAAUAGAGGCAAAUUAGACGAGGGUUGGACAAGAGGAAGUACCGAAGGGAUUCAUGUCAUUUUGAAAGCAAUGUUGUGAGCAGGUGUUUUUAGCUGAUUUGGGUUAGCAUGACACUUUGAGACAAGAAGGGAAGGAGAAAGAAAGAAGAUGGAAGUAGAGAAAGAAGAUGAAAAAUACAAAAAAUAAAUGGUGUUUUACUUGUGUUGUUCAAAUUAAAAAGAAGCAAUUAUGGCAAUAAAAGUGGAAUAAAAUGCAAA